AUGGCAGCACCUCUCUGGCUCCAGUUCACGGGGCAACAGCCGAAGAGAAAGCGAGCGGAGCUCGCUUGCAUAGCAUGUCACAGCAAGAAGAUUCGCUGCGACCUACAAUCCCGAGGGGGCCAGGGAUAUAAAAAUUGCACAAAAUGUGCAGCUACUGGUAAAGACUGCCGAACGCGGCCAUCUCGUCGAGGUCGACCUUCAGUAGCCACCGCGCCUGCCUUGACACCCCCCGAUAGCAACUCCAGUGGUCGAACUGGCUCUUCAUACCAGAGUCUAUCGAGAAAGGAUAGCACCCAAAUACCGAAUGUGACCUCUCAGGAUGACUGCAACACUACCCGCCACAAUACAACUUUUAGUGAUGAUAAUGACCAGCUGGGAUUCUCAGGGAAUAUCCUUCAAGGGGUGUCCCUUGCGACUGUACAAAGUGAGGUCACUGGGAACAGUGGGCUUGACGGGUGGUCACCAAUCAGCCAUGGUGUUUCUAAAACAUUGAGUUGCGAAAAUCAGAACAGAAACAUUCCCACAGUAUCCAACGAUUCACCUGCUACUCAGCGAACAGAGGAUCAUUCAGAACAUAAUGACAGCUAUCCAGUCGGCCAUGUCUUCCUUCCGGAACUGCAAACAAAUGCAAGAGACCAGGAACGUCUUCUCGCUGAAAGACUUCCAGACGUCCCCAGCCUUCCUAAUCCAGAUCUGCAACAGAGCUUUGCAGAAACAUAUUUUGAGUAUUGUCAUCCUUGGUGUCCUGUUCUAGAUCGAAGUAUCAUCUUUGAUGAACUAUCACGAUCACCUUUACUAGUUAACGCACUAGCAGUAGUUGGCAGUCAUAUUCAACCGCCAAUGAUUCUACAUGAUGGCCCAGCCGUAUACUAUGAUCGAGCACGGAAAAGUUUCUACAACGACGAGGAAUCAGACGUUAUGACAUCUCUAAAAGCCAUCUCACUGUUCUAUUGGUGGAGUCCACGCCCACCAACAAUCCUCCACCGACACUCGUCCUGGUGGUGGACAUCAGUAGUUAUUCGGCAUUGCCAACAGCUUGGUAUUUAUCGAGAGCCCGCUCUCGAACAUCCACUUCGGCAACAGAUCGACCUCAGCUUGCGCCGUCGCAUCUGGUGGACGGCUUUUGCUCGGGAACGCCUAACUGCCCUUUGCCAAAGCAAACCAUGCGUUAUCGACCCCGAUGACUGCACACUCUCCGAGCCAACGCUAGAAGAUUUUCCUAAUCCGCAAGAUAAAGAAGGGGGAGAGAUUUUUAUAUAUUGGGUACGUCUAUGUGCAAUCAUAGGCAAGGUUGCCAAAUAUCUUGCCCGUACAAACGACUCUGCAUCGUUCCUAUUUCCUGCGAGCCUAGCCCGUGAACUCGUACACUGGGUACAAUCGCUCCCAUCGCAUCUUCAACUACCAAUCAAUUUGGACCGGACAACCCGUUUCAAUAGAAAUGUCCAUCAACUCCACCUACCUUACCUCGCUGUGAUUAUUAUCAUCCAUCUCAAACGAUCUUCCUCUACACAACCGCUUCCACAAGUCUACCCGCCCGCAAUAUUGGCAGCUACCUGUACGGCCCGUUUGAUGCGAGAUAUUUUGUCUCGAGGAGACACGAGGUUUCUCAUGGCCAUUACAGGUUGGUAUUGUGGUACAGCAUUUAUUGCCCUGUUACAGGCGCUCCGAAUCGAAAGCUUAGCAAAGUUUGCCAAUGAAGACCUUGAUAUUCUUACUUUAGCGGUUGAUCAGCUACGAAAAAUGUGGCCCACUGCUGGAGUCUUCUACUCAGGAUUCGAACGUAUACGUCCAAGCGCAGGCAACUCUGACCUGGAAGAUGUGGAUCGUCCUUCGGGCCCCGAACUAGGAGUUGGUGACGGAACUGGGUACAUGGAAAUGUCGGACGGCAUCGAUUGGACUGCUUAUUUUCCAUUUGCCACUCCUGAAACAAGUGAAGUUGCUAGUCGACUCCUGGUACCGCCUACAGAAGAGCUGUUUUUCGAUAACGAUAUUUUCACCAAUACUAUGCUUCAGUUUCAGGACCUAUUUGAGCCAUGCGACACCCUAUCGGAAGUCAAUCUCUUUAUGUAA
Messenger RNA from Penicillium macrosclerotiorum, 2070 nucleotides. RefSeq names its product Zn(II)2Cys6 transcription factor. The coding region runs from base 1 to 2070 and encodes 689 amino acids. The transcript is spliced from 3 exons. The record is from RefSeq and is a predicted model, not a curated record. Gene Ontology annotation, molecular function: DNA binding; zinc ion binding; DNA-binding transcription factor activity, RNA polymerase II-specific. Lineage: Eukaryota; Fungi; Ascomycota; Eurotiomycetes; Eurotiales; Aspergillaceae. Gene Ontology annotation, biological process: DNA-templated transcription; regulation of DNA-templated transcription.